CCGAGCUCCGGCCUCCAGGUAUCUCUCUCUCCCUCUCCGUCUUCUUCUCCUCCUCUUGUUCUCUUCUUCAUCGCCUUUAUAUUCAGAUAUACCCUUUUUUUGAAGUUACUGAUUUCUGAAUUCUGAUCUUCACUUCUUCAGUUCUUCCGUUUUUCGGCGGCUCGCGGCUUAGCCCUUGAUCAAUGUUCAAAAUUGCUGGGUUAUUCACUCCAGUUACUCCACCGAAAGAGAUUUGAAGAAGGGGCAGAGCAGUUCCGAAUAGAUGUUGCCCAUAAUCCAAAUGAUACAGAGGAGUCCAAUUGGUGCUUUCUCUGUGAAGCUCAAUUAUAUGGAAUUAAGGAAGCAAGGGAACGGUUUCUUGAGAUAAGUUAUUGAUACCAAGAUAAGGGCUUUGUAGCUUUAAGCUUCAAACAUGUCUUUUAGAUGUCUAUAGGGUCCUAACUCCUAACCGAGUAUCUUUAAGAGGGGAUUGUUGUUAAGAGAUGUUAAGAAUGCAUUUGUCUUUCAUGUUUUUUGUGUUGAACCAUGAACUGCCGAAUUUGCAGCUUUUGUGUGUGUAAUUCAAUAUUUCAGGCUAGUGUCAACAUUUGUGGCUGAAUUUUUUUUCCUUCCUCUGUUAGGAAGUUCAAGCCCCACCGAGCUUGUAAUCCUGGAUCCGCCCCUGAAGGGUUGUCUGGCAUUUCCUGAUAUUGUCAAUAAUUGUGUAGGUUUUCAAGAAAUGCAGAUCUUGUCGCUCAGGGGUUUGGAAGAACAUGGGUAAAGUUGGGAACUACAUGAAAGAAAGUGUUUCUGAUAUUUUGUACCCCUACAGAGGGCGACCAAAAUUCCUCUGGGUUUAGUUCAAGGAAGGGUGAGCCUCAUUGUGUAGCCCCCUUAGAGAAUUGGUAUUGUUGAGAGAAGAAUGCUGCAGGACACAAUUUUGCAUAUCACAAUUCUUGGCAAACUGAUUUGUGUAAUAGCUACAAGAUUUGGGUAUAUAAUUUUGCAUAAAUUCUAGAUAUCACAAUUCUGACAAACUUGAAUGGUUUUUGUUGGAAGUGCAUGUCCAGCUUGUGUCAAUUCCUGACAUGUUGCUAUAUGUGCAGAUAUCUCCUAGGUCAAGAAGCUAUGCAACUGGUAUUUCAAAUGUGGCUGAACUUAAUAGCUGGAACAUGUACUCAAGCUUAAAUAAGAGCCAUAGAGCACUUCCUUGGACUUCUAGAAAUGAUAUGACGCUGCGUUCUGCAAUGGUUGUCGAGUUGCCAAUCUUCUUGAAUGAUAAAAGGUUGCUAUCCACACAAGUAAAAGCACCUGCCCAAGCAAGGCAAAUGGUUCUCAGCCAAAGCCAAAGGUUGCUGGUGUUGAUUGGAAUUUUAACAGUUGGGGAGCUUGACUUAGAAGCAAGUAAAAUAUGUUCAAGAACACAUUCCAAUCUGGGUUUCUCUCCAUUCCAUGCAGCCUUUUAUGGGUUCACAGUUCAAGGGUAAGAUACUAGAAGAUAACAUGGCUGGCAUUCUAAAGCAAUGGCACGGUGAUGUGAGGAGGAAAAGGAAGAAGGAAGAACAAGAAUCACAAUCUGCACACGUCUUCUUCCAUGGAAUGGAGCUCCAUGAGGCACAACAUAUGUAUAUGCAGAUUUCUUUACUUCUGGUAUGAAUCAAAUUAGUUAUAUAUAUUUGAAGCCUACUUAGUGUAACAACAACUUUGAAGAAUUGGUCAAAACAAUAGAGUACGGCAUUUUGGAUCUUUAUUCCCCUUUAAUGAGAUGGACUUUUGGUGUAUUGUAGAUUACUUGUAUUGUAUUUUGGAUGAUGUUGGCUAGGUUUAGAGUUGGAACUAUGGAUUGUAUUUUGGAUG
Molecule: messenger RNA, 1836 nt
Organism: Rosa rugosa (rugosa rose)
Lineage: Eukaryota; Viridiplantae; Streptophyta; Magnoliopsida; Rosales; Rosaceae
Exons: 8
Coding region: 1068-1466 (132 amino acids)
Cellular component (GO): chloroplast
Source: RefSeq, a predicted model, not a curated record